Molecule: messenger RNA, 635 nt
Organism: Andrographis paniculata
Lineage: Eukaryota; Viridiplantae; Streptophyta; Magnoliopsida; Lamiales; Acanthaceae
Exons: 6
Coding region: 1-567 (188 amino acids)
Source: RefSeq, a predicted model, not a curated record
AUGCAGAAGUACAUCAGGUGGGAUCCGGCUCAUGAGGAAAAGGUCUUAAAGAAACUCAAUACUAGGGCACAAGAGGCCUAUAACAAGUGGAUGAGUGAUAUUCGAGUAUAUACAAUUAUAUACAUACGCACAGAGCGACUAUACCGAUGCCGCCGCACGAAUUCUCUUCGCCGACGACCGCGCAGCCUGCACACAGCCACCGCCGGCAAGAAGGUUUCGCACGCUUUGGUGAAUCUUGUUCGAGGUAUUAUUCUGAUUAUCGAGGUUUCACACGCUUUGGUGAAUCUUGUUCGAGUAUGUCGACGGAAGAAGAGGAGAACACAACGGAACUUAAAAUCCCCGAUGGUAUUGGUUGAAGGCGGAGGUGAUCCCAUUGACAUAGUGAAGUUUUUUGUCACGGCUGCUACAGUUUUGAAGGCCAUGCUCAAUCUACAAACGGCAUCUCAAGCGCAAACACUGAGGUUGUCCACGUCAAGCCAAUCGACUGGACAUUCAAAGAUCUCGUUCGUCACCCGUAACUGCCGUAUAUGUUCACACUUAAUGCUGUAUGGGACGAUGCAACGUUGAACAUAUUUCUAUGAUGAUUAACUUUUGUUUGUGGGUUGAUACUAACUGAGUUAUUUUUGUUUGUUGAA